Messenger RNA from Symphalangus syndactylus (siamang), 697 nucleotides. RefSeq names its product translocase of outer mitochondrial membrane 20 like (gene TOMM20L). Gene Ontology annotation, biological process: protein targeting; protein import into mitochondrial matrix; tRNA import into mitochondrion. Gene Ontology annotation, molecular function: transmembrane protein transporter activity. Gene Ontology annotation, cellular component: mitochondrial outer membrane translocase complex. NCBI's taxonomy places the organism in Eukaryota, Metazoa, Chordata, Mammalia, Primates, Hylobatidae. The record is from RefSeq and is a predicted model, not a curated record.
GCGAGGCGUCAACGCGCCGCUGGGUGCGCAGGAGGCCCCAAGGCCGGAUGGGCCGCCGCGCCGACGCCCCCUGCCGGCCGGCCCGCGCCCAACGCUGGGCUUGUGGGACGCCCGUGGCCGGAUGCCCUCCGUUCGCUCCCUCCUCGGCCUCUUGGCCGCCGCGGCGGCCUGUGGCGCCUUCGCCUUCCUGGGCUAUUGUAUUUACCUCGACCGGAAGCGGCGCGGGGACCCCGCGUUCAAGCGCCGCCUGCGGGACAAAAGAAGAGCCGAGCCUCAAAAGGCUGAGGAGCGGGGCACGCAGUUGUGGGAUCCAGCGAAGAAUAAAAAAUUGCAAGAACUUUUCUUGCAAGGACGGAUGGGAGAACUUUGGUUAUCUAGAGGAGAGCACAGAAUGGGGGUUCAACACCUCGGCAAUGCCCUUUUAGUGUGCGAGCAACCACGGGAACUUCUGAAAGUUUUCAAACACACACUCCCUCCCAAGGUAUCUGAGAUGCUGUUGCACAAAAUUCCCCUUAUUUGCCAGCAAUUUGAGGCAGACAUGAAUGAACAGGAAUGCUUGGAGGAUGAUCCUGAUUGAAAAACAUUUCAACGUAUCCACAGUCCAGUGAGAAUACUAUGGUACCAUACAGUAUAAACAACUGCUCAGUGAUAUUUCCAUUUAUUUUACUUUUAGUAAUAAAAAUUUUUCUAUCUCAUA